Messenger RNA from Selaginella moellendorffii, 2068 nucleotides. Its product is annotated as BTB/POZ and TAZ domain-containing protein 3. The transcript is spliced from 5 exons. NCBI's taxonomy places the organism in Eukaryota, Viridiplantae, Streptophyta, Lycopodiopsida, Selaginellales, Selaginellaceae. Gene Ontology annotation, molecular function: protein binding. The record is from RefSeq and is a predicted model, not a curated record. Bases 509 to 1993 code for a protein of 494 amino acids.
GGGCUCUGUUCGUCCAGCAGACGAGACAGGCAUAUUCUUGCACCCGCGUGGCAUAUUCUCUUAUGUCCCAGGCAGCGUUUUUUCCUCUCGCGAGCGCGUGUGAGCGUUUGUGUGGAGGGCGAGCGAAAGUAGUACUGUUUUCGUCUUGGUGGCUGUGGCGAUUCUACUGGCUUUAGCUCUAGGAUCGAUAAUGGUGUCGAGCAGCGACCAGAGUCGGGACUUUUCGGAGCUGUCUCCCUCGAUCUCUGCGAAGACUUUGAGCUGCUGGGGUCGAUUCUACCCUGGAUUGACGCUGCGAGACCGGAGCACCGAUCGAAUUCUUAGUGGGUCUUGGGAUCUUGCUCGAUAAAGCAAAAAGGAGAGAACUUUCAAGGAGGCCCUCUUUCAUUGUAAGUUUCUCUUUUUCUUGCUUGCGUUCCAUAGAAUUCCCCUUUCGAGGUCUCGUCAAGAGUUUUCUCUCUCGACUCUGUUCUGUUUGCUUUCCUGCUUGGAAAAUGGUGGAGAAGAGAUGGCAUUGACAAUCCAUCAGCAAGUCAAUGAAGAUCGAGCAUCUUUCCGAGCAAUGAAGCCACCACUGUACAGGCCUCCGCUCCAGCGAUCAAUAUCAUCACAGGACAGUAAUGCCUCGUCAAACAAGCCAGGUCUGGUAGACAACCAUUCACUCAUCCACAGAUCGGCGUCGCUAGACACAGCCGGCAUUUUGCACAGCCGGACGAGUUCGCAGGAGAUUAGUCUUAACUCCACACCACAGGACAGUAGCAGUAGUAGCGGCUCCAUCAAUUCUUCUCCUUUCCACGACUCCUCCGAGCUCACGAGUUCUACGACAAGUUCUUCAGCACCGCCACCACCUCUGCUUCCAUCGUGGAAUGUUAGAAGGGCGAAGUUGUCGGCGAGUUCUUCCAGCAGCAGGGCGAGCACUGGGGGAGUUCUGGUGCCGAGAGAGAUCGUCGACAAUUGGGACAAGUUGUUUUGCGAGGGCCUCCAUACGGACGUUUGCAUCGUCACCGAGGAUGGAGGGAUGACUGCUGCUCACUCGUUCGUGCUGGCCGCAAGCUCUCCGGUUUUCUUACGCUUGCUCCAAGAGCAGCAACCGUCCGGAAAGCACCACCGGCGAUCCAUCCACAUUUUGGGAGUUCCAUACGAUGCUGCGAGAGUUUUCACUCGGUUUGUGUAUUCGUCGCGAUACGAGGAAAAAGAGAUGGAGAAGUACGUGCUACAUUUGCUCGCGCUCUCCCACUCGUACUCGAUCCCGCUCCUCAAGAAGAAAUGCACCGAGGCGCUGGAGCGGGGCCUGCUCACGACCGAAAACGUCGUGGACGUGCUCCAGCUCGCACGACUGUGCGAUGCGAGCCGGCUAAACCUCUUGUGCCUGCGUCUCAUCGUCGCCAGCUUCAAGACGGUGGUAAAGUCCGAAGGCUGGCGAGUGAUGCGCGAGUCCGAUCAAACGCUCGAGCAGGAGCUCGUUGGUCACGUCAUCGAGGCCGACGCCAGAAAGCAAGAGAAGCUGAGAAAAUCCGAGGAAGACAAGGUGUACAAGCAGCUCCACGACGCGAUGGAGGCGCUGGUUCACAUAUGCCGCGACGGAUGCCGCACCAUCGGGCCGCACGAAAGGCCGCCCGACGGUAUCAACAGGCAGAAUUCUUUCUCUUCUUCUUCCUCGUCUUCUUCUUCGUGCGGCUUUCCAGCGUGCAAGGGACUCGAGUCUCUGGUCCGACACUUUGCCGGGUGCCGGACCAAGGUCUCGGGUGGCUGCCUUCAUUGCAAGCGGAUGUGGGAGCUCCUGGAGCUACACUCGAGAAUGUGUGGCGAUGCCGAGCGAUGCAAAGUCCCACUUUGCAGGCAUUUCAAGGACCGGAUCGGCCAGCAAACGAAGAAAGAGGAGUCACGGUGGAACCUCUUGGUUGCCAAAGUCAAGGCUGCCAAAGGGGCCUCCACUGCCUUCUCCUUGGCCGCUGUUUCAGCGACUUUGGAGAAGGAGGCUUACAGACAGUGAGAAUGAUAUAGAGAAUUCUUUCGCUUUGUAUAGAUGGAAGCUAAUCGAGUCUUUCGCACAAAUUGCUACUUUGAA